UGCGGACGUGUGGAUCGGUUUUCCAUGAAUGGGUGGUGGAUAUAACUCCAUCUUCUGUCUACGGAAGAGCGGGGAUUGUUUUGAAACAGCGCAAUAGAAACGCAAUCUCACGCAACUGUGCGAGUUUGUACCCUGCACUCGAACUAGCCUGCGGAUCCACAGAUAAUGCCUCGGGACAACAUGACCUCUCUCAUCCAGAAAAUUGCCAGGCAAGCCCGCACGACAUUCAGGAACCGCGGCUCGUCCUCCAUCGGCGAAAACAGUAAAGUGUUUCUGGAGAACCACAGUAAACUCAGGGACCUCCUAGCCGAGAUCAGGUCGGAAGAUCUUAAAAUUGUCCCCAGGAAAGUCGACAGCGCCGCGAUCUCGCUACCUCACACGCCCCCGGUGACUUACAUGCACAUAUGCGAGACCGACGCGUUCAGCAUGGGGGUGUUUCUGCUGAAAAACGGCAGCUCCAUCCCGCUGCACGACCAUCCGGGAAUGAACGGGAUGCUGAAAGUCCUCUACGGCAAGGUGAGGAUCAGCUGCUUUGACAAGCUGGAUAAGCCCGCAGACGCCGCUUGCGAGGCGCAGUUCACAGCGCCCCAGGUGCCGUACCGCAAGGAUGCUUUGAGGAGGUCGGUGCUCAGAUCCAUUGGGGAGUACACGGAGGAGAGUGGGCCUUGUAUCCUGACUCCCCAGAAAGACAACCUCCAUCAGAUCGAUGCCGUGGACGGACCCACGGCGUUUCUGGAUAUCUUGGCACCGCCUUACGAUCCCGAUGACGGGAGAGACUGCCACUAUUACAAACUCCUGCAGCCGGUGUCGGACAACUCGGGCAAGAAGUCAGAGUCUCAGGAGCAGCAAGAAGUGUGGUUACUGGAAAUCCCGCAGCCCCCUGAUUUCUGGUGCGGGGGUGAAUCCUACCCUGGUCCCGAGGUUAAGCUCUGAGGAGCGGUUCCGUGAUCUGUCGAAUUACAAUAGUUACAAUAGUAGCUCUAAAACUACAGUAACGGAUCUGUUGAAUGAGUCACAGGACCUACAGGCUGACAUGUUGGUUGAAAUUCACUUUGUAGAUAGUUUUACAUAAAAAGGGUUCAUCAGCCAGCUUAGAGCAUUAUUAAUAACUGUCUUUUUUUGAGAAUUGCUUCUGUAGACAAGGCGUUAGCGUGAAAGCCGUGUCAUCUUAUAUCCCUUGUUAUGUUUAAUCAUUGUCUAUACUUAAAACGUGUAACUCAAGUAAAUUGAUUUGCAAAGCAUUUAUUGCGGUUCUUAAGUGUGAUUACCUUAAUUGUAGCCUUCAAUUGCAUUUAAAUUAUUUGAAGUGAGAAAAUUAUUAUACAUUGUCCUAACUGCUAUCUAAAUGUUUUUUUAGCUUAUCUAAAUAAAAUAUACACUCACUUGUACAUGCUUUUCUCAGUUUCAGAUUGAUUCAUCUAGAAAACAAAAUCAAAUUGGGAAUAGUAUGUUUGCGAAAGAUACUCAUGGUAAUGUUUAAGGAACACCACAAAAAUAUUUAACAAUAGACAGAUACUCCAUAUUUCAGAAUGACGUGUGCAAUAGUUUUGUUAUAUGGUCUGCAGUUUAUUGAACAAUGAUUCAGGAAAACGUUUUUCAUCAUUCAGUAAUAAAAAUGGCAAUAAGCAGCUAAA
Messenger RNA from Lepisosteus oculatus (spotted gar), 1634 nucleotides. RefSeq names its product 2-aminoethanethiol (cysteamine) dioxygenase a (gene adoa). The record is from RefSeq and is a predicted model, not a curated record. Gene Ontology annotation, cellular component: mitochondrion. NCBI's taxonomy places the organism in Eukaryota, Metazoa, Chordata, Actinopteri, Semionotiformes, Lepisosteidae. Gene Ontology annotation, molecular function: oxidoreductase activity, acting on single donors with incorporation of molecular oxygen, incorporation of two atoms of oxygen.